Malus domestica (apple) is the source of this 1022-nucleotide messenger RNA. RefSeq lists its product as uncharacterized. The record is from RefSeq and is a predicted model, not a curated record. NCBI's taxonomy places the organism in Eukaryota, Viridiplantae, Streptophyta, Magnoliopsida, Rosales, Rosaceae.
CGUCCUGACAGCCUCACCUUGUAAUUGUAUCACCAAAUUCAUACGACGAGGAGCAACAGUCACACCUCUUUGGAAAACCCAAACCCAACCUCCUCGUUUCUUCUAGCUGUUCCUAAAUUCUCUCGAUUUCGGUACAUGGGUUGUCCUCCGCGGAUACUCUAGUCGUAUCUUUUUGAUUGAUUGAUUGAUUUUCUCAUCUGGGUCUCUUUCCAAAUGGGCAAAAAUCAAGCUUACAAGGCUAUGCAGAGAUCCAGGCUCGGCUCCAGCUCUGCAGGCCCUGAUGAGGUUGAAGACGGCAUGGUGGAUGGUUCAUUUCAUUCACCAGAAUGGCAUGCUGCUCGUUUGGCUAGCCUCAAAACUUCUCAGACAAUUACCUGGGAGGAGUAUAAACAGAAGCAAAAGGAAGAUGAAAUUAAAAAGGGAGAACUGGAGAAGGAUACCGAUAGAAUGAUGAGAGAAUACAGAGCUCAACUGGAUGCUGAAAGGGCUCGCAAGCUUGCCAACGGAAGAAACCACUCUAGCAGUAAGUCUGAUCGCAAAAAAGAUAGCAAGGAUAAAGAUUUAAAGAAACGCAGCAGCAGCAGAAAGAGAAGGCAUUCAAGAAGGAGAUCUUCAGAGUCUAGCUCCUCGAGCUCAUCCUCAGAUUCUUCCAGCAGUGAAGAUGAAGACCGAGAAUCGAGACGAUCCAAGUCCAGGUCCAAGAGAACAAAGAAGGAAAAGAAGCACAGGUCAAAGACCAAACACUCGAGCAGUGGCGAUGACGAGGCUGAUGGUCCCGUGCCACUUUCAAGAUUCUUCGGGAAUGCGAAGACCUAACGGGAUCAUAUGAGCUAUUGUUGUGUUUGUAUCUUCGUACAGUAGGAGAUUAGUUUGAGAUGAGUUUGUUCUUUAUUGUCUUCUUCUUGCCUACCACAAUCCCCUUGUUUUCGCUAACACGAUAUAUUUAGUUGCCUCAGCAGUUGGCACUGGUGAGGUUUCUUUGGUAGAGGAGGUAAGUUUCGUUUUAUUCAUCUCAUUCGGUA